UUUUUACUCAGACAACCUCAAAUCAGAGGCUUUCACUUCAAACUGUUUAGCUCAGUGCAGUCUUCUUCUUCUUUUGAUUCAGUGCUCAACUGCUCAUCUCUCCACGUCAAUUCCAAUAAUUAUUAUUCGAAUUUCGUUUGUUACCUAACGCGAUUAAUUUUUAUUCUCUAAUUAUCGUUGAAGAUUCCAGUGUUGAAGAUUCCAGUGUUCUUCGCAAUUUGAGACCCUGAGUUGAUUUUUCAUCACAUUCAUCGAUGUUCUUCCAAUUCAUAUGCAUGUAUGUGUAAUGCAUGUGUAUUCGCUAUCAAAUUCCGUUAGUGUAUGCAGUAAUUUUCACUUGCAUUUUCAAGUCCGGCUUCGCAUGUGCUUCGACAAUUUCUAGGUUCCAGCGAGAUUUGGAUGAAUUGGAGUAUUUCUGCUCUUAUUUAUUUAAUUUUGGUGAUGUAGUGGAGCGUAGUGCUGGCUGCGCCCAAUUGGGCUCAGAGUUGCGUUUCGCAAUUUUUUAUGACUAUUUGGGUAGAAUGCAUAUAUGAUUCCGCCGGAGUUCAUUAGAAAUUUGUAAAUUCCAUGAGAAAACGAAGGAGAAAUUAGAUUUAUCUCUGAAUUUGCAGUACCUUAAUGUAUAAGGGGAAAAGAAUUUCUUUCUUACUGACUUAGUUGCAAUAUUUUCAGUGUCUUGGCUCAUUUGUUCUAUUCCCUUCUAAGUUUAGUGUAUGAAUGGGGGAUUUCAAAUAGAUACUCACACUAUGUAGCAAUAUGACGAAUAGGACUAUGCUUGAUGGCUUCAGAGGUUACUGUUGCAUAUAAUUGCAACACUUGAAGAUAGGUGUGUGUCUGCUCACAGAGUCUUGCUAUCUAGGAACUCUUCCAUUCAUUUGACUCAUAUUUUGGUAGUGGUUCGACUAGAGUGAUAGUCUCAUGGAUGGAAUAUGGGAAUACUUGGAGCUGAUGGGAACUCCUGUGAAAAACAAUUCUCGAAAAGACACAGAUGUUGGUUGCUCUAAAACUAAGAAGUAUGUGAAGAAAAUGUAUGAAGCACUGAAGAAUGGUAAAUACCAGGUUAUGUUAUCUGGUCAGGCUUACACGUGCCCCUACUGCCCUGAAAAAAGGAGAGGAUCCUUCCGGUACACGGAUCUUCUGCAGCAUGCAACUUCAAUUGGAAGUUGCGAUUCAAAGAAAAGGACUGAAAAGAACAAGGCCAAUCACCGUGCACUGGCUAAGUACUUGGCAAAGGAUGCAGCUGCUGGAGCUGGAGCGGGUCCGGGUCCGGGUCCUUCAAAGCCUUCACAUGAGGUAGAUGUCCUUGUAGGCCUUGACCAUCGUGAGGUGUUUGUCUGGCCUUGCAUUGGGAUCGUUGUCAACAUUCCUACUAGUUUUGACGAUCGUAGUUCUGUGGGGGAGAGUGGUAGUAGUGACUUGAGAGAUCAGCUGGUAAGUAGAGGAUUUAAUCCCACCCGAGUGCUACCCUUGUGGAAUCACCAAGGCCAUUCUGGAACAGCAUUCGUUGAAUUUGAGAUGAAUUUUACUGGUUUCACCAAUGCAUUGUCUUUUGAGAAAGAUUACGAGGCUAAUCAUCGCGGAAAGAAGAAUUGGCUGGCAGACAAUGCCAAGAAGUCUGAUCUUUAUGCAUGGGUAGCCCGUAUAGAUGAAUAUACUUCUAAUAAUGUUGUUGGAGAAACUCUACGCAGGAUUGCAUGUCUUAAAGCCGUAUCAGUUAUCGUGGGAGAAGAAGCUCGAAGGACCAACACGUGCCCCUACUGCCCAGAUACAAGAAUGCGAGACUUUGAUUAUAGAGAUCUUUUGCAGCAUGUAAGUGCAAUAAGCAGGUGCAGUUCAAAGAAAAGGACGGCAAGAGACAAGGCAAAUCACUUUGCAAUGGCUACGUACUUGGAAACAGACAUGGUUUCUGUAGCUGGCCCUUCAAUGGCUUCUCCAGAGGUAGAUGCUCUUGCACUGGCUAAGCACUUGAAAAGUGAAGUAGCCACUGGAGCUGGUGCUUCAGAUCCGUCUGAUGAUGUAGAUGUCCUUGCAGACCAUGACCAUUAUGAGAUGUUUGUCUGGCCAUGCAUUGGGAUUAUUGUCAAUAUUCCAACUAGCUUCAGCAAUGGUCAUUAUGUGGGGGAGAGUGGUGGUGAAUUGAGAGACCAGUUGGCAAGUAGAGGAUUUAAUCCAACCAGAGUGCGACCUUUGUGGAAUCACCAAGGCCAUUCUGGAACUGCAAUUGUUGAAUUUUGUAUGGAUAUGACUGGAUUCACUAAUGCCAUGUCUUUUGAGAAAGAUUAUGAGGAUAACCUUCAUGGGAAGAAAAAUUGGCUGGAAAACAGUGGCAAGAAGUCAGAUCUCUAUGCAUGGGUAGCUCGCGCAGAUGAAUAUAAUUCUAACAGUGCUAUUGGAGAAAAUCUACGCAAGAUUGCACAUCUUAGAGCGUUAUCAGAUAUUAUGGGAGAGGAAGCUCGAAGGACCGUCACAUGCCCCUACUGUCCAAGCACAAGAAGACGGGACUUCCUUUAUAAAGAUCUUUUGCAGCAUGCAAGUUCAAUAGGCACUUGCUUUUCAAAGAAAAGGACAGAAAGAAACAAGGCAAAUCACCUUGCACUGGCUAGUUACUUGGAAAGAGACAUAGUUAGUGAAACUGGCCCUUCAAAGUCUUUAGAAAGUGAAAAACCUGCUGGGGCUAUCCAUUCAAAUCCUUAUAGGGAGGUAGAUGCCCUUGCAAACCAUGAGUUUCAUGAGUUGUUUGUCUGGCCAUGGAUUGGCAUUGUUGUAAACAUUCCAACUAGCUUUAGCAAUGGAUGUUAUGUGGGGGAGAGUGGUAGUAGAAUGAGGGAUCAGCUGGCAAGUAGAGGGCUUAAUCCAACUAGAGUGCGAACUUUGUGGAACAAUGAAGGCCAUUCUGGAACUGCAAUUGUUGAAUUUCGUAAGGAUUGGCUUGGAUUUACCAAUGCCAUGUCUUUUGAAAAAGAUUAUGUGGCUGAUCAUCACGGAAAGAAAAAUUGGCUGGCAAAGGAUGAGAAGAAAUCUGAUCUAUAUGCAUGGGUUGCUCGUGCAGAUGAUUAUAUUUCUAAUGACAUUGUUGGAGAGCAUCUUCGCAAGAUUGGAGAUCUUAGAACCGUUUCAGGUAUUAUGGAAGAAGACACUCGAAAGACCAACAAGCUUAUCCAUAAGUUAACAAAUGCUAUUGAGGCAAAGAAAACGCUCUUGCUAGAGAUGGAGAGUAAAUUAAAGGAGACAGAAACCUCUCUGCACCAGUCGAUCAAGGAAAAUGAUAAUAUGCGUCAAGCUUACAAUGAAGAGAUAAAAAAGAUUGAGUCAAGUGCCCGAAAUCAUUUUAGGAGGAUAUCCGAAGAUCACGAGAAGCUUAAAUCUCAGCUGGAAAUUCAGAAGAGAGAUCUUGAGCUCCGAGGUCAAGAACUGAUGGAACGGCAGAAACACAAUGAAAUUGAGAGGAAAAAGCUUGCUGAAGACCUUGAACAGAAUGCAGUGAAAAGUUGUUCCCUUCAAACUGUUUCUUUGGUACAAAGAAAGGCUGACGAAAAAGUAAUGAAGUUGGCUGAGGAACAGAAGAAACAAAAGGAGAACCUCCGUCAGAGAAUUAUUUUGCUGGAGAAACAACUGGAUGCAAAGCAAGCAUUAGAGCUUGAGAUUGAGCAGUUGAGGGGCAACUUGAAUGUCAUGAGGCACAUAAAAUUUGAAGGUGAUGUUAACGAAGAAGUGUUAAAUGAAGUUGAUUUGCUACACAAGGCCAUGAGAGAGAAGGAAAGAGAGCUUGGAGAUUUGGAAGCAAUAAACCAAACUUUAGUAGUGCAGGAGCGCAAGAGAAAUGAUGAGCUACAGGAUGCACGUAAAGAAUUGGUUAAUGGCCUGAAAGACAUGUCAAUAAAUUCUCAUAUUGGUGUCAAGAGAAUGGGGGAGCUUGAUAGCAAGCCAUUUCACGAAGUAAUGAAAAGGAUGUAUGGCGACUCUCAAGCAGACGAAAGGGCAACAGAGUUAUGCUCGCUGUGGGAGGAGUACCUUAGAGAUCCAGAAUGGCAUCCUAUAAAGGUGGUCAACAUUAAUGGCAAGCAUCAGGCUGUGAUAAAUGAAGACGACGAAAAGCUGAGAGACCUGAGAGAACAUUAUGGUGACAAAGUUCAUGACGCAGUGACAGCAGCCCUCUCUGAGAUAAAUGAAUACAACCCGAGUGGGAGGUACGUUAUAUCAGAACUGUGGAACCACGAAGAAGGUAGGAGAGCUUCCCUCAAGGAAGGAGUCGGGGUACUGCUGAAGCAUUGGAGGUCCUACAAGCGAAAGAGGGGGCCGGAGUGACAGAGCCGAACGCUUCCUUGUACUGUUAGUAUCUUAGAGUAGCUCGAUUCGUUUUCAGCCCGGUCACAGUGGGCACCGGGGGGCUGACUUGAAUAGGCAUGGCUGGGAAAUUGUGGUAAUUUGAUGAUGGUAGAAAAUGAAGUUCGAAUGAUGUUUAACAAAUAAAUUGUUGUACAAUUUUUCUAGAAUAAUCUGACUUUUCAUGUUAGGGGACCUUUAAUUUUAAUGAUAGAAUGUAUAGAUAAAAAUAAUCCAAGCUAAUCUACUACUUCCUUCGUCCCA
Molecule: messenger RNA, 4587 nt
Organism: Salvia miltiorrhiza (redroot sage)
Lineage: Eukaryota; Viridiplantae; Streptophyta; Magnoliopsida; Lamiales; Lamiaceae
Product: protein INVOLVED IN DE NOVO 2-like
Exons: 6
Coding region: 919-4305 (1128 amino acids)
Biological process (GO): gene silencing by siRNA-directed DNA methylation
Source: RefSeq, a predicted model, not a curated record